This is a messenger RNA of Nylanderia fulva, 422 nucleotides long. RefSeq names its product ribosomal protein S29 (gene RpS29). Gene Ontology annotation, molecular function: structural constituent of ribosome; RNA binding; zinc ion binding. Gene Ontology annotation, biological process: cytoplasmic translation. Gene Ontology annotation, cellular component: cytosolic small ribosomal subunit; ribosome. NCBI's taxonomy places the organism in Eukaryota, Metazoa, Arthropoda, Insecta, Hymenoptera, Formicidae. The record is from RefSeq and is a predicted model, not a curated record.
CCGGUCUUUUGCAUCGUGUGUUCUUUACUUUGUCGACUCGUUCUGAGCAGUUCGAAGUGUGUAAAAAAACACGUGUAGACAUGGGUUUCCAGAAUAUUUGGUAUUCUCAUCCACGAAAAUACGGUCAAGGAUCAAGAUCCUGCCGUGCCUGUGCAAAUAGACAUGGGCUUAUUCGCAAAUAUGGCCUGAACAUCUGCCGGCAGUGCUUUAGGGAAUAUGCCGCUGACAUUGGUUUCAAGAAGCUGGAUUAAAUAUACAAGAACAUAGAAAAAAUUGAAACAAUUUAAUCGAUACACCUAUGUCUUCAACAUCAGCACUAUCUUAGAAUUACGGUGGAAAACAAAUACAAUGCUAUUGUAACAAUUGGUAUAUCCAGCACUCCAUGCGAUGUUCUUAAAAUAAACAUCCUUAUGUUCUUGUAA